This is a messenger RNA of Geodia barretti, 159 nucleotides long. The record is from the annotation of a GenBank genome assembly. Lineage: Eukaryota; Metazoa; Porifera; Demospongiae; Tetractinellida; Geodiidae.
AUGAGCGGCGUCACAACGAGACACGUGGCGUCGUUGGUGAUGAGCGCAGACAUGAACGCGGACAGGAGACAGAUGCGCCAGAGGAUGUUUCGGAAGGGUUGGGCUCCGGUGCCGAAGAUCUUGAGCGCGACAAGUCGCAGUAGCCCCUCUCGGUCGUAG